GGGCUACAGCCAAGGACGCGAUGCCUGCAAUGUGGGGACAUGCUGCACUGGUCAGAGGAGCAUGGCGGCAUCCUCCAGGGGUGUUCAUGCUGCUCCACGGUGGAUGAAACGACAGAGAAUGUAACCACAAUCAAGGCAAAGGAGGGUCACUGGCCAGCUGGAAGAGUGGGUGACAUUGACUUCGUCGGUGCCACCAAAACAAAAGGAAAGUUUUUGAGAGUGCAGAGCGAUGCCGACCCAGCGCACAUCUUCCAGACGCUGACGGAGGAGUGGGGUCUCGCUGCUCCGCACCUGGUAGUCGCACUCGUGGGAGGAGACGAGCUGGCUCAGAUGAAGCCCUGGCUGAGGGACACCGUCAGAAAAGGUCUGGUGAAAGCGGCACAGAGCACAGGGGCGUGGAUUUUAACCAACGGUCUUCGAUUCGGCAUCACCAAGCACUUGGGCCAGGCUGUACGGGAUCACUCCUUGGCGAGCACUUCUGCAAAGGUCUGUGUCGUGGCCAUUGGCGUCGCGCCCUGGAACAUGAUCCACAACCGGGAGGCGCUACUCGGUGCCAAGUUGGGCGAGCCAGCAGUGUACAAGCCACAUGACUUGCCCCACGGCUCGGUUUAUGCCCUCGACAGCCACCACUCCCACUUUGUGCUCGUGGAGGAGGAUCCGAGCAGACCUGGAGCGACCAGCGAGAUGACAGUGAAGCUGCUCAAACACAUCUCUCUUCAGCGCACGGGCUAUGGCGGUACUGGAAGCUUUGAGAUCCCUGUCCUGUGUCUACUCGUCCACGGAGAACCUCAGAUACUAAAGCGGAUGUGCAAAGGCAUCGGCAAUUCAACGCCAUGGCUGAUUCUAGCGGGCUCGGGAGGCGUGGCUGACAUGCUGGUCACGCUCAUAAACAGGGGCGGCUGGGAUACGGAUGGUGUUGACGAGCUGCUGCUGGACACCUUUCCCGAUGCCCACCACAGCGAGGACAUGGGAAACUGGGUCAAGCUGAUCCAGAGGAUACUGGAUAAUGGACAUCUUCUCACAGUCCAUGACCCUGAACAAGAAAGCUCCGAGUUAGACACAGUCAUCCUCAAAGCUCUUGUCAAAGCCUGUAAGAGCCAAAGUCAGGAAGCUCAGGACUUCCUUGACGAACUGAAGCUGGCCGUCGCCUGGAACCGUGUGGACAUUGCCAAGAGUGACAUCUUCAAUGGAGAUGUGGAGUGGAAGGCCUGCGACCUUGAAGAGGUGAUGAUGGAUGCGCUGAUCAACGACAAACCAGACUUUGUUCGUCUAUUUGUCGACAACGGCGUCAAUUUGGGAGAGUUUCUCACCUACGGCCGUCUGCUGGAGCUUUAUUGGUCGGUGUCGGAGAAGAGUCUCCUCCAUAACCUGCUCCUCAAAAAAUACGAGGAGAAGCAGCGUCUGCUCGGCACUGCAAGGACACCUGGGCCUCCUGGGCACCACCCCGCUGAGCCAGGGGAACGGAAACCUCGUUUCACACUUUAUGAGGUCGCAAAAGUGCUGAAAGACUUUCUCCAUGACUCCUGCAAAGGUUUCUACCAAAAGAUUGCCACAGAAAGGCCAGCAAAAGGUCGACUGUUCCACAGCCAGAAGAAUCUGGCUGAGUUGGAAGAGCGAUGCCAACAUCCUUGGAGGGAUCUUUUCCUCUGGGCCGUCCUUCAGAACCGACAGCAGAUGGCGAACUACUUUUGGGCCAUGGGCCCGGAGGCAGUGGCGGCGGCGCUGGCCGGGUGUAAAAUUCUGAAAGAGAUGGCGCGACUCGAGUCCGAGGCCGAGUCUGCGCGGAGCAUGAAGGAGGCCAAGUACGAGCAGUUUGCCCUUGAUGUCUUUGGGGAGUGUUACUCCAACAGCGAGGACAGGGCGUAUGCCUUGUUAGUGAGGAGGACACAGUGUUGGAGCAAAUCCACAGUCCUGAACCUGGCAACCGAGGCUGAUGCCAAGUCCUUCUUUGCACACGACGGAGUUCAGGCAAUGCUGACCAAGAUUUGGUGGGGAGCAAUGACCACCGACACAGCCAUCUCCAAACUUGUCGUGUCUUUCUUCUGUCCACCUUUAAUUUGGACUAACCUCAUAAAGUUCUGUGACGAGGAGCUGGAUAAUCGUAACAAGGAACAAUUCAUGGAGUUGGACAGUUUGGACACGGAGAAGGUUCUACUGUUAACAGAUGAAGAGGACCCACUGGAUUCUCCAGCUGGGGGCCCGGCGGCUCAGAGCUGUGCAGCGGUGUGGUGGCGUUUCUUUCUUCGUCGCUGGCGUCGCUUCUGGAGUGCUCCCGUCACUGUGUUCCUCGGUAAUGUCAUCAUGUAUUUUGCCUUCCUCUUCCUCUUCACCUACGUGCUCCUGUUGGACUUCCGCCCGCCACCGCCCCUCGGCCCCGGGGCCCCGGAGAUCAUGCUCUACUUCUGGGUUUUCACUUUGGUGCUGGAAGAACUUCGACAGAGCUUCUUUUCUGAUGAAGAGAUGAACAUCUUGAAGAAGUUCAAGCUCUAUGUAGAGGACAACUGGAACAAGUGUGACAUGGUCGCUAUCUCACUGUUUGUCGUCGGAGUUUCCUGCAGGAUGAUUGAUGGAACCUACGAGGCGGGCAGGACGGUUCUGGCGAUAGACUUCAUGGUGUUCACACUGCGGCUGAUUCACAUCUUUGCCAUCCAUAAGCAACUGGGGCCGAAGAUAAUCAUUGUGGAGAGAAUGAUGAAGGAUGUCUUCUUCUUCCUCUUCUUCCUGAGUGUGUGGCUUAUAGCGUACGGGGUGGCCACACAGGCUCUUCUCCACCCAAAUGACCCCCGGAUAGACUGGGUGUUCCGCAGAGCCUUGUAUCGGCCCUACCUGCACAUUUUUGGACAGAUUCCCCUGGAGGAAAUAGACGCUGCUCGGAUGCCUGGAACGAACUGCACCAAUGACUCAGAGGAGAUUAUCAAGGGGCUACGGCCGCCGUGUCCUAACGUUUAUGCCAACUGGCUGGUGAUCCUGCUUCUGGUCAUCUUCCUUCUCGUCACCAACGUCCUGCUGCUCAACCUGCUUAUUGCCAUGUUUAGCUACACGUUCCAGGUUGUACAAGGCAACACUGAUAUUUUCUGGAAGUUCCAGAGAUAUAACCUGAUCGUGGAGUACCACAGUCGCCCAGCAUUGGCUCCACCGUUCAUUAUCAUCAGUCACCUCUCCCAGCUCCUCCUCAGCCUCGUUAAGCGGCCCGAGUCCAAGCAGGAGCACCUUGAGCGAGAGCUGCCAGCCGGGCUGGACCAGCGGCUUAUGACAUGGGAGACGGUGCAGAAAGAAAACUACCUGGCUAAACUCGAGCGCCAGCAUUGGGACAGCAGCGAGGAGCGACUCAAGAGUACAUCCUCAAAGGUUCAAAGCUUGCUGAGGAUUAUCGGCGGGGUUAAGGACCAAGAGAAACGCCUGGCGUCCAUGGAAGCGCAAGUCCGAUACUGUGGCGAGGUGUUGUCUUGGAUGGCAGAGUGCUUUGCUCUGAGCACUCUGAAAUGUGGGGAAAAGGCUCCGGCUGCUCCAAGCUGCAAGGCGAGCACUGACGCCCAUCAAAUCCAACCCAAGAAAAAAAGACAAAUAAGCAAAUGUUACACUGACAAUUAGUAUAGGCAUGAUCUAUUUUUAGAUAUUUUUGAGAAUGAUUUGAACUUAAGUUGCUCGUUUGAGUUAUUAUAUUCUGUUCAAUAGGUUCAACCUUGUAGGUCAGGGGUGUUCAAAGUGCUGCCCGUAGCUAAUGUUUUAACAAUCGUUAGCGUUCUAAUGUAGGAUUGAAAAAAAUAGUGAAGGACACCUUGCAAGGCUGGUCAACCUGAUUUGUUUUCCUAUAUAUAUAUAUAUAUAUAUAUAUAUGUAUGUACAUAUAUGCAUAUAUAUGUAUUAGUGUUGUCCCAAUACCAAUAUGUUGGUACCGGUACCAGUA
Messenger RNA from Nerophis lumbriciformis (worm pipefish), 3907 nucleotides. It is a transcript of the gene trpm5, whose product is annotated as transient receptor potential cation channel, subfamily M, member 5. Gene Ontology annotation, biological process: calcium ion transmembrane transport. The record is from RefSeq and is a predicted model, not a curated record. Gene Ontology annotation, molecular function: calcium-activated cation channel activity; ligand-gated calcium channel activity. Gene Ontology annotation, cellular component: plasma membrane. Lineage: Eukaryota; Metazoa; Chordata; Actinopteri; Syngnathiformes; Syngnathidae.